UCCAGCCCGGUCUGACCUUGCUGUCCAUGGCCCGUCCCUGGGCCUCCAGGAAGGGUGCCGAGCUGAGAUCUACCCGGAACCCGGCUGUGCCUUGCAGAAACUCGUGCCAUUACCGCAUGGGGCCUAGGGAUUUGGAUCCAGAAAUCUUCCCGGCAUCCUCUGGGCUCUGGCAGAGUCUGUCCUGUCUCUUGGGGUUAGCACUCUAUGUAUAUGAAUAUCUGCUCCAUGUAGGAGCUCAGAAAUCGGCCCAAACAUUUUUAUCAGAGAUAAGAUGGGAAAAAAACAUCACAUUGGGGGAACCUCCGGGAUUCUUACAUUCUUGGUGGUGUGUGUUCUGGGAUCUCUACUGUGCAGCUCCAGAGAGACGGGAGACCUGUGAGCAUUCGAGCGAAGCCAAGGCCUUCCACGACUAUAGUGCGGCGGCAGCUCCCAGCCCCGUGCUGGGAAACAUCCCCCCUGGAGACGGCAUGCCCGUGGGUCCCGUGCCGCCAGGCUUCUUCCAGCCUUUUAUGUCACCUCGGUACCCUGGCGGUCCCCGGCCCCCUCUGAGGAUACCUAAUCAGGCACUUGGAGGUGUACCAGGAAGCCAGCCAUUACUCCCCAGCGGCAUGGACCCCACACGACAACAAGGACAUCCGAACAUGGCCGGGCCUAUGCAGAGAAUGACUCCCCCCCGAGGAAUGGUGCCCUUGGGGCCGCAGUCUGACCCUUGGUUAUCAUUACAGAACUAUGGAGGUGCAAUGAGACCCCCACUGAAUGCUUUAGGUGGCCCCGGGAUGCCCGGCAUGAACAUGGGUCCAGGUGGUGGCAGACCUUGGCCAAACCCAACAAAUGCCAAUUCAAUACCGUACUCCUCCGCCUCGCCUGGGAAUUAUGUAGGUCCCCCCGGAGGUGGAGGGCCACCAGGAACCCCCAUCAUGCCCAGCCCAGCAGAUUCAACCAACUCUGGAGACAACAUGUAUACUUUAAUGAAUGCAGUGCCUCCCGGACCUAACAGACCUAAUUUUCCAAUGGGCCCUGGGUCGGAUGGUCCCAUGGGUGGAUUAGCAGGAAUGGAGUCACAUCACAUGAACGGCUCUCUAGGCUCAGGAGAUAUGGACAGUAUUUCCAAGAAUUCGCCCAAUAACAUGAGCCUGAGCAACCAGCCAGGCACUCCGAGGGAUGACGGCGAGAUGGGGGGCAAUUUCCUCAACCCUUUCCAGAGCGAGAGUUACUCCCCAAGCAUGACAAUGAGUGUGUGACGCGUCCCGCUCCCGCCUGGACCCAGAAGCCACCCUCCGCGUCCUCUGGAAGAACCUUCCCGUCACCGUGUACAGUGAACAGAUCCAGUCGCACCACGCCCAGCCGUUUAUCUCCUGCUCUCUCCCCUUUUUUGUGAAGAAAGCGGGUCCAAACGCGAUUCGAACAACUGUACGGAGCGGCACGGUAGAAUUUCCCGAGACCGAACUGCGAAUCACUCUGUGUAUGUGUCUGUGUGGGCAGAGGCUGUAUGGUAUGCGGUGUCGCGCGGAUACGCGUGGACAGGGCCGCCACGGGACACUGUACAGUAUGACAUGCCAUCUUACGUAGAAAUGAGUAGGGACUUUUAUUCCAUUCUUUUUUUCACGUUUACAUUUUAAUUAUUAAAAGUUGCUCCUGCCCCCUCCUUGAACUAUUUUGUGCUGUGUAUAUCACUGCUUUAUAUAAGUUAUUUUUUAAGGUGAACUCAGAUGUUAUGGUUUUGUAAAUGUCUGCAAUCAUGGAUAGGAAUAAAAUCGCUUAUUUGAGAGCUUUCAUUCAAUUGUGUCUGGUGCGAGUUACGCUGUGAACCCGUACGUGUGCUCUCUCAACACGGGAGGAAAUGUCUCCGCUCGUGUGGCCGCCGACCGGCUGGCAGUCACCUCAGGGAAAGGUAUUUUCGUUUCGUACUUUCUCUCUGAGGAAAGAGCACACUUCACCGAAGCGUCACUAGGGCCGCACACAACACAUCCUGCGAUAACUGCUUUGGUGGAGUUCUCGAUUGUGUGUCUUAGAUGGUGUGGAAAUCAUCAGUUAGCUCCAGUGACCCAGACUACAGCUAUAAAGUGACAGCUGUCAUAUUUUUAACAACGUGUUUUCUCUCUAACACGAUAAAGCCCCGAAGUGAUACCAAAACCACGGGCUUGAAUCUGUGGCUCUUUUCCAGGCCUACUUGAGGUCGAUGCUUAAUGACUUUUCGCCGUUAUGAAACAGUAUCUGACUUUGAUUCAGGCUUCCCCGGGAACGCAGCUGCAGGAGCAGACACCUCAGAGGAUGGCGGCUGUCAGCACAAGUGGACAAGAGUUGGGGACCUCCGAGGGCUGCUAGAACGCUGCUGCCUCUACCCCAGGACUCCGCUAGCAGGAGAGGCCCUGUCCCUUUCGUGUCCCUCCUCCAGCCAGCAAGCACCCACUUGUACCCUAAAGCUGACACCAGUAGUAACUUAGCUGGCUCCAGCCAUUGAGUUCAGUGACAUUGUGUGACUGACAGUUCAGAAAGUGAAGAGAUGCUAAAAAACAAAAUAAAUAAUAAAGUUAAGCCCUCAACAAAGCACCUUGCUCUGUACUUUCCAGAUCUCUGGACUGUUAGAUGUACAAACACCUACGUGACAGUGGAGGACGCGAGUCCCUAAUCGGAAACGCUGAGCGGAACGUGGUGAGCCUCUGUGUUCCAGUCGUGACACAGAACACCAGCUCUGUAGCUAACUCCAGAGACGGCAGAGCUUGCUUCAGCUCACAGGGAGGCAUCUCUCUCCUCGGGGCUCCCAGCCUCCUAGGUAGAAAUUCAGCAAUCUGUUUGCCAGGUUAUUCCCACGUGGCGCUUCUCUCUUGAACCCAUCUUAACUUGUUCCCCCUUAAAAAUAAGGGUUUCACCCAAACAUGACAGGGAUGCCAGACGGAGCUGUUGAGGGGAACAAAGAAUCCGGGUCAAGGUUUAUGCUGCAGGUUAAAACUGUGAGGAGGUGGGUCCCAGCUGGGUGCCAGGCGCCAGAGGCCUGUCACAGACACCUCAGACUACAAGGUGCCCCCUCCCGCUGACUGCGGGUGAUGCUUUCAGACACCUGACCUGCCGAGACCGGCUGUGACAGCUGUAUAAGACAGACGGGGACCUUACACUAUGAGACUGUUUAGACGUUUUGUUGACUCUUCUCCAUUGUUACUGAUCUUGAGUUUCUGUCAUUUGCCUUCUGAGGAGAUGCUGUUUACCAUCGCAGAGAGACUUGGACUUGAUUUUACUUGCUCUUAUUUUGGGGGUAAACCUCAAACAUGGAUGAUAUCAUGGGUCCCCUUAUUUCUAACCUGUUUGGCCAAAAAGGUAAAAUUUGUUUGUUUUGAAGAUGUAGCGAUCAGUUCAUCAUAAAUAUUUAUUUCUUU
This is a messenger RNA of Fukomys damarensis (Damara mole-rat), 3371 nucleotides long. RefSeq names its product single stranded DNA binding protein 2 (gene Ssbp2). The transcript has 17 exons. Gene Ontology annotation, biological process: positive regulation of transcription by RNA polymerase II. NCBI's taxonomy places the organism in Eukaryota, Metazoa, Chordata, Mammalia, Rodentia, Bathyergidae. Gene Ontology annotation, molecular function: single-stranded DNA binding; protein binding. Gene Ontology annotation, cellular component: nucleus. The record is from RefSeq and is a predicted model, not a curated record. The coding region runs from base 27 to 1241 and encodes 404 amino acids.